Myzus persicae (green peach aphid) is the source of this 609-nucleotide messenger RNA. Its product is annotated as protein FAM200B-like. The transcript has a single exon. Lineage: Eukaryota; Metazoa; Arthropoda; Insecta; Hemiptera; Aphididae. Bases 1 to 609 code for a protein of 202 amino acids. Gene Ontology annotation, molecular function: DNA binding. The record is from RefSeq and is a predicted model, not a curated record.
AUGGAAAAAUUUUUAAUUAAACGCGCAAGUACAAGUGCAAGUGCAAGUGAAAAUAAAAAACGUAAACUGUCGGAAACAACAACGGACCAGCCUAUCAACGAGGAAUUGGAAGAAAAAAAAACUUUAAAUGUUGAGAACCAAAAAAAAGAACGUAAAUAUCAAGAUCAGUAUAUACAAUUUGGAUUUACUUUUAUUGAAGAAAAAGGUAAACAUCGUCCUAAGUGUGUUAUAUGUUUAGAAAUAUUGACUUCCGAAAGUAUGAAACCCUCUAAACUUAAACGACAUUUAGAAACGAAACAUCCGCAAUAUAUUAAUAAAGAUAAACAAUUUUUUAAAAGACAUGAAAAUGCAUUAAAGGUUCAAAAAAAAGUUAUAAAUAAAUUUUCUACAGUUUCACAAAAAGCUUUAGUUGCAUCAUUCGAGGUUUCAUACUUAAUAGCAAAAACAAAAAAACCGCAUUCGAUUGGUGAAUCUCUUGUCUUGCCAGCUGCUAUAAAAAUUGUAACGGCUAUGCACGGUGAGGCAUAUGCAAAUGAUUUAAAAUCAAUUCCAUUAUCUGAUAAUACUGUAUCACGUCGGAUUUCAAACAUAUCUGAUGAUAUAUAUUAA